Molecule: messenger RNA, 1467 nt
Organism: Vicia villosa (hairy vetch)
Lineage: Eukaryota; Viridiplantae; Streptophyta; Magnoliopsida; Fabales; Fabaceae
Exons: 4
Coding region: 1-1467 (488 amino acids)
Biological process (GO): telomere maintenance; DNA repair
Molecular function (GO): DNA helicase activity
Source: RefSeq, a predicted model, not a curated record
AUGAUGCUCACUGUGAAGAAAGGCCCUUUAUGUUAUGAUGACAUCAAAACUGUUGAUGGCAAAAAACAUAAAACUUUUAGAGGAGCAUGUUUUGCUAUGGGAUUUCUACAAGAUGAUAGAGAAUUUGUUGAGGCAAUAAAAGAGGCACAUGUUUGGGGAUCUGGGUUAUUUUUAUGCAAGUUAUUUGUUACGAUGUUGAUGUCGUCAUCCGUGAAUAGACCGGAACAUCUGUGGAGAUUGACUUGGAAGUUUUUAUCAGAUGGUAUUCUUUAUGAUCAACGAUUAUUGGCAAGAGAUCAAGGGUUGACACUAAGUGAUGCGGAGCUAAAGGAACUUACUUUAAUUGCUAUUGAAACACUAUUACAAAACAAAAAUAAAAGCUUGAAAGAUUUCAAGCCAAUGCCAUAUCCCAAGGAUUUUGUUGUUUCCUUUAUAGGAAAUCAGCUUCUCUAUGAUGAACGUCAAUACGAUGUUCUUGAACAACAACAACUUUUUGCUAAAUUGUACUCAUCUCUGACAGAUGAGCAAAGAAACAUUUUUCAUGAAAUCAUGGAUGCUGUCGAGAAGCAACGAGGUGGAGUCUUUUUCUUAUAUGGCUAUGGAGGAACUGGUAAGACCUUUAUGUGGAACACUUUAUCAUCUGCACUUAGGUCUAAGAAAAAAAUUGUCUUGCCGGUUGCAUCAAGUGGGAUUGCAAGUUUAUUGUUACCAGGUGGCCGAACAGCUCAUUCUAGGUUUAAGAUUCCUGUCCCUACUUUAGAAAAUUCUAUUUGCAACAUUAACAAAAAAGAUGAUCUUGUUGCGCUUCUAAAGGUGACCGAUCUUAUAAUAUGGGAUGAAGCUCCGAUGGCUAACAAAUUUUGCUUUGAAUCUCUUGAUAAAUCCUUGAAAGAUAUUAUGAGCGGAAUGCCUAAUGCAUCUCAAAAAAUAUUUGGAGGUAUGGUUGUCGUCUUUGGUGGUGAUUUUAUACAAAUUCUCCCUGUUAUACCAAGAGGUACUAGAUCUGAUAUUAUCCAUGCAAAAAUCAAUUCUUCGUAUAUUUGGGACCACUGUAAAGUCUUGAAGCUUACAAAGAACAUGCGGUUACAAUCUGGUAUAAGUGCUUCUACUACUGAUGACAUUAGGAGCUUUUCAGAAUGGAUUUUAAAUAUUGGGGAUGGGACCAUGUGUGAGCCGAAUGAUGGUUAUGCUGAUAUUUGUAUUCCACGUGAGUUUUUAAUUUCAAACUUUUCAGAUCCCAUUAAGGCAAUUGUGGAGGAUGCCUACCCUGAUCUUAUUCAUAACUAUCUUGAUUUGGACUAUUUCCAAAGUUGUGCAAUCUUAGCUUCAACAAUUGAAGUAGUUGAUGAUAUCAACAAAUAUAUCACAAACCUUCUUCUAGGAGAAGACAAAGAAUACUUCAGUAGCGAUUCUAUAGAUAAAUCUGAUGCUACUAACUUUGAUGCAUAUGAGCAUGUCACACCUUAA